This is a messenger RNA of Dermacentor albipictus, 1347 nucleotides long. Its product is annotated as protein unc-13 homolog C-like. Gene Ontology annotation, cellular component: ribonucleoprotein complex. Lineage: Eukaryota; Metazoa; Arthropoda; Arachnida; Ixodida; Ixodidae. Gene Ontology annotation, molecular function: single-stranded RNA binding. The record is from RefSeq and is a predicted model, not a curated record. Gene Ontology annotation, biological process: retrotransposition.
GGCACCCAGCCUGUGGACAGCAUGUCUAAGCCGCUGCUGCUGCUUUUGCAGGUCCUGCCGUGUUUUUCCGCUCUGGCUUCAUCAAGCGAUACCGACCGGACGCCACACUUGCCACAUCAUCUCGCCGACAGAAUCACUGCCUACGCAUUGGUGGAUCACCUGCCUCGUGGAGUGACGUCAUCGGCACCAACAGUAUUAAAGGACCAUCGAGACACGGGCCACUUCAGAGGGCACGGCACCCAGCCUGUGGACAGCAUGUCUAAGCCGCUGCUGCUGCUUUUGCAGGUUCGUUUUCAAUAUGAAGUUCCAUGUUUCCGUAGCGACAACCGUUUUCUGUUAGUUCUGCCGUGCCCUCGUAGAUUUUGGCGGAGUGUUGCCGAUUGUUGGUCGAUGUUGCUACUGCUUAUAAUGUCGGGUGAUAUUGAAGAAAACCCUGGGCCAACAACCGCCCAGCUAUUGCAGAUGAUACUAGAUAACCAGACUGCGGCUGAUAGUGGUUUGAAUGACAUCAAGGUUCAAAUUUGCGAACUGAAUGCAAAGAUAAACCAACUAUCCAGUGCACUUGAUGGUAUCCAGGAAAUAAAAACCAGAAUAGAUUCUCUUGAGGAUACCGUGCGGUUACAAGCCAAGAAACUGGUCGAAUACGAAAACAGGAGCAGACGCAACAAUAUUCUCAUUUUUGGUGUCGAAGAAAGUGCCUCUGAAACAGACAGUGAUUUGAAAAAAGUAGUCAUGGAAGAGGUAUUUCAGGACAAAUUGGGCAUCGAGGUAAAGACGAUAGAAAGAAUGCAUCGCCUAGGCAGGAUUAAAGACGGAAAAAGGAGGCCGGUUAUCAUGCGAUUCUAUGACUAUAAGGAAAAGGAGCACGUGAUGAAAAACUGCUACAAAUUGAAGGGAUCCGCCUACUCAGUCAGUAAUGACUAUGCACCAGAAACGGUGGAAAUUCGAAAGAAGUUAUGGGAAAGUGCCGCUUCGGAAAGAGUUAAUGGGGUGAAGGUUUCACUGAUCCAUGAAAAACUGAAAAUAAAAGACAAAUGGUACAUUUGGGACGAAGCACGAGGACAGCGUCGGGAGAUGGUGCAAAGCAGGGACCAAGCUGCCCGAAAAUUGCACUGCUUCUCUGCAGCUACUGCUUCGGAGGGCGCUUCUAAUUCUAAGCAGCACGCAUAGCUACGUCUUCUUUUGUUGAAUGCACGGAGUAUUGCAAAUAAGACCACAGAACUUGAAUCUAUAUUACUCUCUCAUAAUCCACACGUAGUUAUUAUUACAGAGACGUGGUUGAAUAGUUUAGUUCCCAAUGACUGUGUUGUUCCUCCAGGGUAUAAAAUAUUCCGAUGGGAUAGGGGC